Messenger RNA from Lethenteron reissneri (Far Eastern brook lamprey), 6110 nucleotides. RefSeq names its product histone-lysine N-methyltransferase ASH1L-like. The record is from RefSeq and is a predicted model, not a curated record. Lineage: Eukaryota; Metazoa; Chordata; Hyperoartia; Petromyzontiformes; Petromyzontidae.
AUGUCAUUCUGCAUCGAAGAAAAUAAUCAGCAUGCUUGUGAGAGCAAACAAUCUGGUGAUUUUGUUAUAGAAGAAACAGCGGAGGAAACUCAUUUCGAGAUAAAUAAUGUCCUGGUUCAUGAUGUUUCUGAGAGGAGAGAGAUGGAUUGUAAAGAAAUAAAUACGGUGGAGAGCGACAUAUGUAUUGACAGUAAUGAGUUUGAAGUUUCCAAAAAGACAACCUCCAUUGCCUCGUGCAGUCAACUACAAGAGGAUGUUAUGGGUCUUGAAUCAGUCUGUCAGGAUUUACAAAAACAAUGUGUUGCUCAUUCACAAGAUGAUUCAAGCGAAUUGGUUGUUAACAACGCUAAGGCGUCACUGGGCUCCGUACUAGGCCUUGGCGACUGGUGUAGAUUCAGACACCUAUAGCGUAGAUGGUCACAGGCAAGAGACGAGUUUGCUCCUCUUAGCUUGUGUGAUGACAGCCCAGGACUGCCCUGCAUUCAGAGACAUUCCGGAAACACACAGUGCCACUGUUCCAAUUGAGGUUGAGCCAGUGGUGGAGAUUUCUGAGACGGUUGCUGAAACUGCAUACCAAGUCCAGAUGAAAACCUCUGUCAAUUUUGGCUGCAAAGCCUACGACCACAACUUCAGUCCAGAUGUGAUCAAUGCUGAGCGUGAGCAUGCUGGCUCCAGUAAACGUGCUCAGACGAAAUUGGACACGCGUUGCGGCAUCCGUGCCAAGGCUGCCGCCAUCCAAGAUGCGACAGACAGGGAGCUAGUGGUGUCAAAUGCAAAACUAAAGCCGCGCUCGCCCAUUUAUCGGCGAGCACAAGCGAGACGUAAUUCUGCACUGAAGGCCUCUCCAACGGAUGGAUCUUGGAAGCGUUUUGGUCCACGUAUAAGGCAAACGAGUGACACGCAGUCAGAGUGUGCAUCCGCGUUAACAAGAAAGAACGGGCCGCGUAAGGUGACUGUGCACAGAGAUGUCGCUAAGAGAGCAAAGGCACUGGAUGAUCUGGAAACGUCAUUGACAUCUACAGACAGUAAAGUUAUCCAAAAUACAAAGUACCCAUCAUCGGUCACUUCACCUACUGGUUCAACCAAGUGUGUAACAAGAGUGCGCAAACUGCCAAGGCGAAAUAGACACUCAAAUAGCACGGUGUUGCAGAAUGAUGUGAGUGAUUAUUCUGCGUUUCCAGUGGCUAUAAACAGAGACGUGAACACUUCUAUUGACAUGAACAGAGUGUCGCCUGAAAAGAGAAAAUGCUGCACGCAAACAGAAGAAAAUACAACUUCAGUUGAGAAUCCCGUUGUCACUGGCUCACUGAAAGAAGCUGUUAUUUCAUCGAUGAACAGGAAACCAAAAUCAAAUCGCCUCUUUUUACGAACCAAUCCAUCUGUGAACGCGCGCAAAAGCUCUUCAUUUACUGGAAGGGGAAAAGGCAACUCACACAAAAGAAACCAAACACUUGCAAAAAACACAAUGCCCUCCCCUGCGUGUGCCAUCCGCAAUGCUAAUGCCACUCCUCACCACUCCAGCUCAUGUCACACAGGUUACAGAGUCUCCCGGCCAGUGUCAAAAUGUGAAAGAAAGGGACGUUUUGAGGAAUGCAGUUUGGAUGCUGAGACGGCUGCACCUCUUCAGAAUACAGGCUUCGUAGAUUUGGGAAAAGAGAAAGAACUAUAUUUGAGGGAGCUUUUGGAUAGAAAAUUAAUUGGAAACAGCAACAAAAUGAAAUCCAUGAAAAGAAAACAUACGUUGGGCCAGAUUUUUUGCAAUGCCACUGACGUUUAUCCUGGAGAAAUGCAAACACAGUUACUUGGUUCAACAUCAUCAACAAUUAUUGACUCAAAAAUGUAUUUUCAGUUAAAUGUAAGCAAAAAAGGCACACUUUACACUGGCAGGAAGAGAGGACGUAAACCAAGCGAUUGUUCGUCUGCACGUGCUGACAAUUCCCACAAAACUAAAGCCAAAAAAGACUUAGGAAGGGCACUUUCCGACGGCCGCGUGUGUUUGUCGGCGGAAUACAUGGGUGGCAGACAGAUUCGAAGUGGUUCGGUGACAUCAAAGGAUGUGUCAUCAGCUACCAGUGGUGCGUGGGACUUGGCCAGACCUGCGAUGGAAAAACGAGGUGAAAGGUUUCCAAGACACAUUGAGACGUCACCCCACAAGCGGUGCGUGCCGAGCUCUGGUGUUGCUAUGGUGAGCGAGGCGGCCGUCAUCUCGUCGUGCGGUGGAAGCGUGGCCUCAAGCGACAGCGGGAUAAGCACCGACAACAACAAUGGUUUAUCGGGCCGCAUCAAACGCAGGAGAGGUGUGAAAAAGACGAGCCCGGAGCAGCAAACGCACUCUGCUCCUGUCGUCUGCCCCGACGUGAAGCAGGUUCUCGCACACAAACUGGAACAUCCUCGCACGAUUCUCACGACGGGCUCGCAGCCAAAGAUGAAGAGGCAAAAGAGGAAUGAAGAGCACCUUCGUCACGUUUCCCAAAGAAUCCCAGAUUUCCGUACUGACCUCAGAGGCCUGUUGGUGAAGUUCACCAAGUUUGAGAUAUCUCACAAAGUGCGCUCGUGUAUUUCUGCAGAUGUUCUGCCAAGCAUGUUUAAGCUAAAUUUCAUGACCAUUUGUCUUUCACCUGCGCCUGUGGAUUGUGCAGCAAGGUCAGUGGACCAGGAAAACAGCGUUGGGUUUCAGCAGCUCAGGAAUUCUCAGAGCAGUGUUUCAAGUUCAUCAACCGUCACUUCCUAUGACGCUGGUUAUUACAGCAAUGUUGAUGAUUUUCAUCUGCAGUCAUCGCGGUACAUGCCCAGCACACGAGGCCCUGGAUGUGACGGACAGCUAUUUACACCCAAAUAUUCACCAAUAUUUUUUUCAAAUCCCUUCCCUGACCUUAUUGGGAAGGACCUUCAUCAUCAGGCAACCACUGUGAAAUCUACAUUGCAAAAUGUACAAAUCCAGCAGUGCCAUCAAGCAACUGUGAGCAGCCAUUGUCGGAGUUAUAAGAGUUGCAGCAGUGUCAGCACAAACAGCAAGCUGUCCAAACCGCCUUCAACACACAAGCAUAAGCAAGGGCAAAACCUGGCAGAGUUCAGCAAAGCCAGAGAUGCACAAUGUCUCAUGGGCCAAUGCUUACCAGUGGGCAGGCCUCCUCAAGGUGCAUUCCCUCGUGAGCAACACUUAAACCACAGUGUUUCGUGGCAGCAUAAAGGGAACAGUGUUGGGGAAAAGUUUCACAAAAGCCCCAAGACUUUGCCCAGAAUCGUCUCUAAUGCACAGCACAUGCAUGCUCAAUCUUCCAAAACAUCUGAGUGCUCUGGAGAUAAACCCCAUAUUAGAGCCACAAACACUUUGAGGUGGACUAAGAAUGGCCCUUCCAAUGACUCGGUUCUUGAAGCCAUCGAUGCUUGCAUUUACAAAUAUUCUUUGAGUGCAAAUGCAGCCAAAACUCUACGAAAAGAUGAAUCUGAUUGCUGCGGAAAAACACCCAAGAAGACUAAUUUUGUGGACAAUGUUUCCAAGCAGUGGAGUUCCAGACAUUGCUCAAAUUCCACGGCUCAAUUUAAAGAUGGAAGAAAGCACAACAAAGGGUGGGAAAGGAAGCAAAGAUGCAAUGAAUUUCCGUCAGACGCAUCUAGAGACGAUGAGCCAAUCAAUUGGCGGUGUAAAGGGAAGCCCUCACAGAAAAUGGCAAGCAAUGAUGGCCAUCGAUCCAACACAAGAAGAAGAAGAAGCCUCAGGAGUAUUAACACAAUCCUGGGGGGGGAAAGGAACCAGCACUUGGCAUGUAACGACGUGGACGUCUCUGAGAAAAACGGAUCACGAGGCAGGCGACACAAAGAGGCUCCUGCUGAACAUCCCGAUUGCCAUCGCACUGUGGAAAAGGCCAACCGUCCCACCCCAGUAGCCUUGACCGUGGCGCCUGAUCCUGAUACAGUUUCCGAUGCAAUUGAAUCGGUCUUGAAACGCUUGUGCCAGCACAGGAACGACACCAAGAGGAAGAAGAAGAGCCAGUGGGGCAAAACUGCAAAUUUAAUAAAUAUGGCUAUUCCAGGAGCUGAAUAUGUUUAGUGAACUGUAAUUGCAGUCAUAGACGCGUUGCUCACCUUGUUAAUCUGACUGCAACCUGGAUUAAAACUCACGUGAAGCACUCUAAUUAUUGAAACCCAGCCGACAAAUGCACAUCUCUGUCAGUACAGCCGAACUGGGCCAGGUCGAAUGUUAAGUUGGCAUAGCAGCAUCUCUCUACGGUGGCAAACACUUGAUUUAAACCUCCAGUACGGGUGCAAAUGGAAAGAAGAAAGAUUUAUUUUCUGGGCAUACAGCAUAGCUGUCAAUCUAUCCAUUUUCACAUAUUCCUGUCGAGUAAAAUGUAUAUUUGUAUACAAACUCAGUGUGCAUUGUUGUGGAACAAUAUGGGUAAACGUGUAUACAAGCAAAACUCCAAAAAGUAUAUCCACGUAAUAAUAAAUGUUUGUUUUAGUCUAUUAGCCUAUUGGCUUUCCAGACCAAUAUAAUGCAUCUGUUUACAAAGCUUGACUUGACUGAUGAGACCGAGACGGUUAACAUCAGUCCAGAGUGUGUUUUCAGAAAAAGCUGCUGGAUAAUAUUGGUCUGGAAAGCUAAGACGCUGACGGACUGAAUAUUAACUGAAUAUGUAUACCCUGCUGAAUUAUCAACGAUGGAAUAAAAUUGCAAAAAAAAAAACAUGAUUUUUGUUCCCAACAAAUAUAUUUGAUGUCCUCAGAGAGAUACGGUAACUCACUUUAAAGAUGCAUUCCUCACCAUCCAUGGUAAUGUCAGGCAUUACUUUGGAUAGACCUGUCCCUGCCAUGGAAGUGUCCAUCGUUUUGCCACUCUCGGUGGGCUGCCGAUAGAAAAUAAACACGCACCAUUGCUCUGGUGCACAAGGAGCCAUUCAGACUUGUUUUUUUUUGUAUUUUGACACUUGGAUUAUAGUACGUUGAAAUCACGAGCAUUUUUCGGUAAGAUGUGUACUGUUGUAUAGCACUUAUUGUAUGUUUCUAUAUUUUUAAUCCAGUUUGGAUGAUGAAUGCUGUUUUCCAUUCCCUGUCUUUAAAAUUAAACACGAAAAUUAUGAUGCUCCAUUGGCAUAGGCCCUCGAGCACAAAUAACAUCAACUAAUUGCAUUCGUCAAUGACACGGUUGUAAAGAGGAACACACAUAUUAAGUGGAAUUUUGGGCAUGCAAUUACACGUGUGCUCUGCAGAUGUUUUGUUUUGCAAAUAUGCAGAAUUGCACUAUCAAUUGUAUAUUUAUAAAUAUUGUCUUUUUCGUCAUCAGCAGCAACCAUGAUUCACUGCUGGACGGCCGCCCCAUGCAAACACCAUCCUUUGUGUUUCUUCAAGAUCACAAUUCAUCUCACUCCUGCACAUAAGCUGAUCUUAUCGCUUCUUCUCCGGGGUAGUAAUUCACUACUCUUUGGCUGCCAUUACAUCACCAUCAUCUAUCGGCCAUAAUCCCAUCUCGCAUUGUGUCCUACCAAGACCACUUACUUUCCAGUAUCUGUCGAUAUGAUUGAUCUGAUUUGUGUUUGUUCCCUGAUUAACUUUAUGUCAAUGUAAUAAUGCUCAACUUGUUUUUCUCCACGCUUUGCGUACUUUAGAGCCUCUAUUCCAUAUUCUUUGCAAUGGCUUUAUGAUCCAAAUAUUCACAGCAGGCAGGUAAUACAUACACUGGUUGGAUACUUUGUUCGUGAAGCACAUUGGCCUGUAUUUUUUCGUUGUCAAAUUCAGUAAUCCAAAAGCAUGCAUUCGCCUUUUUAACUCAUCAUUUGAUCCCGACCCACCUUUAGUAGUUGGGCUAGGUAUGCAUAUUCAACCAUCCAACAAUUAUUUUAUUUAAUAAAAAUUUUUGUACGCGACUUUUAUUUUCCUCAAUGCGAAAUAAACUAGAUUUUUUUGCCUCCUUUGUAAAGUCAGGGGAGAUGGUGAUCACUUCCAGUAGUUCAUCUCAUUUGGCAGUGAUAAUAACGCCUUCCUCAGCCAAUUUGGAGAGAUUAAAAUUCUCUUUCAAUAAUGAUCAUACCAUUUUUACGUCUCAAAUCCGAUUUUAGGACAUCUUCGUAUGUUGUAUGUAUGUUGUAUGUAUGUUGUAUGUAUGUUGUACU